AUGGUCACCGCUGCCGAUCCUAGACGUUUUGCAUCCGGCGAUGCGCUAAGGAAUCGCACGACCGAGAUACAGCUCUGGGCGCGUGACUCAAGGCGUAGUGCAGCAGUGUACUGCGACUUUGCGGGCUCGGACGACCGAGACCAAGAGCUCCGCGAGGUCGCUAGUCUUUGCCGCGACAUUCUCGAUGUGAUCAUUUUUGUGGUGCCCAUCACAGCUCAGCGUGGUCAAGGGAGGAAGAAAUUCAUUCGAGAAAUUGCAGACUACCUUCUACAGCGCGAGAAGAGCAAAGAUUUCCGUCCUUUUCUCAUUCUGGCAGCGAAGGUCGAUCAGCUCAGCUUCAAUCGUAGCAAGAGGCCUUCGAUGAGAAUCUCGAAGCAAGCCGACAACAAUUGGUAG
Messenger RNA from Ceraceosorus bombacis, 396 nucleotides. The record is from the annotation of a GenBank genome assembly. Lineage: Eukaryota; Fungi; Basidiomycota; Exobasidiomycetes; Ceraceosorales; Ceraceosoraceae.